Messenger RNA from Cannabis sativa, 1437 nucleotides. Its product is annotated as E3 ubiquitin-protein ligase SGR9, amyloplastic-like. Lineage: Eukaryota; Viridiplantae; Streptophyta; Magnoliopsida; Rosales; Cannabaceae. Gene Ontology annotation, cellular component: cytoplasm. The coding region runs from base 405 to 1169 and encodes 254 amino acids. The transcript has a single exon. Gene Ontology annotation, molecular function: ubiquitin protein ligase activity. The record is from RefSeq and is a predicted model, not a curated record. Gene Ontology annotation, biological process: protein ubiquitination.
GAUUAAAAAAUAAACGCAACUAACUAACAGAGAAAAUGUUUAGCAAAAAGUGAGCAAAUGAUGUAGAAAAAAAAAAAUAGGUGGCAAUUAAUUAUUGGAGGGACAGGAAUGGGAUAGAAAAUUGGGGACAGGUGAUUUAAAUGUUUCUAUGAAUUCAACGGUAAAAAAAUUUCAGUUGACUGGUAUAUUUGAAUUCAUUAUCACUGUUUCCUUAUUUCUUCCCUCCUUUACAACUUACAACAGCUGUAUAUAUAUGUACACCAACAACACUCUUCUUAGAAUCCAUUAUCAAGAGUUGUUUCCUUAAUUUCCCUCCCGCCUCCUCUUCCAUUUGAAAUCCCCCAGAAAGAAAGUUGUUAUCUUUGGCUUCCUAGUGACCGUUAAUUUUGAAUUUUAAUUUUACAAUGGCGGCACUGCCUCUGUUUGAUUGUCAUUACGACAUAAACGUGGUCUGUAACGAUGGAGAAGCAGUCUUACAGCAACAACAGCAGCAACAACGGCGGCCAAUAGUGACGACGAAUGAUAAAUUCAUAGCCUUUCAUGUCAACUUUCGCCACAUACUCCUUGAUAUCCACCGCCUCAUCGACAGUCGUCACUACUAUACGGUGGUUCCUUUUGCCCAAUACUUAUCUGAUUAUUUAGCAAUCACUGAAUAUAUUCUGGCUGGAGUAAUGGGCACCCCUUCCAUCCAAAUCCCAUCUUCAUUAACUUCACGAAUUGCUACUGCUUACGUUUUGCCCAUAAUUCAUGAUUAUUAUUCUAAUAACUCCCAAGCUUUGGGUCUCAAUAUCUGUCUCGAUAUCACUGCCCUAACUGCUAGUAUUGAAUACCAACACCAACACCAACACCAACAACAACAAGAGCAAAAUCAGGAGAAUAUAAAUAUUAAUGUCAAUAUUCCUGCAGCGAAAGACUCCGUAAGGGCUCUCAAGGAGUUAAACGAUGUGGGUUUGAUGAGUAGUUGCAAUUGUACCAUAUGUUUCGAGAAGAUGGUGCCGUCGUUGGGUGAUUCGUGUGAUGAUGAUGAUGAUGAUGAGAUUGAGAUGAGCAGCAGAGUGGUUGUUGAGAUGCCUUGUUCUCAUGUGUUUCACAAGGAUUGUAUUGUUCGAUGGUUGGAGACCAGUCAUUUCUGCCCUUUGUGCCGUUACUCAAUGCCCACUGCCAAUUGAUUUCAUCCUCUUCAUCCUAAUCCUAAUCCUAAUCCUAAUCCUAAUCAUAAUCAUAAUAUUACCGUUGUCUAUAGCUACCUACUAUACAUACUGAUCAAUUUUCAAUACUAUAUCUUUGUGUAAUUUUCAAUUUUGUCAUGAUUAACACAUGAAUUGUUCUAAUAUUAGUCCUCUUCUAAAGGGAAAAUGAUAGUGAUAUCUUUUAUUGGACAAGAAUGUAUGUGUUCACUUACUCAUUUGAAUAUAAGUUUGAUUUGUUAUGAUUCAU